This is a messenger RNA of Linum tenue, 150 nucleotides long. The record is from the annotation of a GenBank genome assembly. NCBI's taxonomy places the organism in Eukaryota, Viridiplantae, Streptophyta, Magnoliopsida, Malpighiales, Linaceae.
CAAAAUUCGGUAACUUCAACUUCAUUAACAACCACCUUUGAAUCCUUUUUUCGGAUAUUGAACCCAUUAUCUCAAGUUUUGGAUCGAACUAAUUCAUUGACUCAAAUAGUUCAUGGGAGAAAAUCGAGUUAUUUGGGUUCGAGGGAUUGA